CCGGCACUUCCGGCCGCCGCGUCCCGCCGGGAUGGAGCUGGCGCGGAUCGCGCUGCCGCCCCCCGGGCCCCGCGAGCUGCCGCUGGCGCUGCUGGAGUUGGGCUGCGGGGGCCGCUUCGAGCUGCUGGCGGGACCCCCGGGGGCGCGGGGGGGCCCCGAGCCCCGCACCACGCUGCCCCAGGGGCUGCCCCCCUUUGCCCCCCCCCCUCCUGUUGGAGCUGGAGCAGCGAUUUUUGGGGUCCCCCGAGUGGAUGCCCCCCCACUGGCACGAGAGAGCCCCCAGGAGCUGGCAGAGGGCACAGGAUCCCUGGAGCCUCUUGGCACUGGAGCCCACCCCGGCGGGGGGGGCGCUGAGGGCCCAGCGGGACCCCCGGAGUGGGGCCCUUAUGGGCUUCACUGAGGAGCUGCUGCCCUUUGUGGGGCUCUCGGCCCAGAACUCCUUGUCCCUGCGUCGCCCCCCAGGCCCCCCCGGGCAGCCCCCCCAGGGCAGCGCCACCAACGUCCCCUUCUGGCCAGGGGGCCUGGAGGAGCCCACCCUGGAGCAGAUCCGUGGCACCCACCAGGAGGAGGAGGACAUCGACUUUGAGACUGACCUGCUGACGACCCCCCCAGGGCUACAACGUGGAGUGGAGUACAAACCCCCAGUGGCAGGGCCAGGGGGGCCCGUCUCCCUCUCCAGCCUCUUGGGGACCCUCGAUGUCUUCGAGUUGGUGGGGGACAAGGCUGGGGGAGGCCCCCAACCUCCCCGAAGUGACGGGGGGGGCAGCAGCAGCCUCCCCCCACUUCCCCCCCGCCGUGCUGACAGCCUGGAGGAGCUGCUGAAGGAGGAGCAGGGCCCUCCCCCGGCCCCCCCAGAACCCCCUCAGGAGGUGUGGGCUGAGCUGCUCGAUGCUGACACCCCUGUGGAGGGCUUUGAGGAGCUGGUGCCUGAUCCAGCCUUCAAGUGGCCGUUCUCCCCCGACCCGUUCCAGCAGCGGGCGGUGCUGGCUCUGGAGCGAGGCCACUCCCUGCUGGUCGCCGCUCACACCUCGGCCGGGAAAACCGCGGUGGCCGAAUACGCGGUGGCCUUGGCCCGGCGUCACAUGACCCGGAGCAUUUACACUUCCCCCAUCAAGGCACUUUCCAACCAAAAGUUCCGGGAUUUCAAAGCCACCUUUGGGGACGUGGGGCUGUUGACAGGGGAUGUGCAGCUGCAUCCUGAGGCCUCCUGCCUCAUCAUGACCACCGAGAUUCUACGGUCAAUGCUUUACAAUGGAUCCGACAUCAUCCGUGACCUGGAAUGGGUGAUCUUUGACGAGGUGCAUUACAUCAAUGAUGCUGAGCGUGGUGUGGUGUGGGAGGAGGUGCUGAUCAUGCUGCCUGAGCACGUCAAGCUCAUCCUGCUCAGCGCCACCGUCCCCAACGCCCUCGAGUUCGCCCAGUGGGUCGGGCGCACCAAGGGCCGCAUCCUGCGGGUGCUGAGCACCCGCGCCCGCCCGGUGCCGCUGCAGCACUUCCUGUUCACGGGGCCGCGGCACCCGACCCUGCACCUGCUGCUGGACGCUCAGGGGGGCUUCUGCACGCGGGGGUACUAUGCAGCCAUGGAGGCCAAGAAGGAGCAGAGCAGCAAACACGCCCAGAGCUUCGGGGCCAAACAGCCCAACAUGGGGGGCAGCCCUGGGCAGGAGCAGGGGCUCUGGCUGGCGCUGCUGCGGCUUCUCCAGACUCGCUCCCUUCUCCCCGUCGUCGCCUUCACCUUCUCUCGCGGGCGCUGCUGGGCCCGGGCCCAGGCCCUGGGGGGGCUGGACCUGCUGAGCCCCCCCGAGCGCAGCCACGUCCGCGGCUUUGUGCACAAGUGCCUGGGCCGCCUGGGGGGGCCCGACCGCCGCCUGCCCCAGGUGCUGAGCGUGUCAGAGCUGCUGCAGCGCGGGAUUGGGCUGCACCACGGGGGGGUCCUGCCCCUGCUGAAGGAGAUGGUGGAGAUGCUCUUCAGCCAGGGGCUGGUCAAGGUGCUCUUUGCCACUGAGACCUUCGCCAUGGGGGUGAACAUGCCAGCCCGGACUGUUGUGUUCGACUCCAUCCGCAAGCACGAUGGCAACAGCUUCCGAGAUCUCCUGCCUGGGGAGUACGUGCAGAUGUCGGGGCGCGCUGGGCGCCGCGGGCUGGACUCGACCGGCACCGUCAUCAUCCUCUGCCCCGGGGCCCUGCCCGAGCUGGCGGAUCUGCACCGGGUGGUGCUGGGCCGCCCCGCCCCCCUGCAGUCCCAGUUCCGUCUCACCUACCCCAUGAUCCUGGGGCUGCUCCGGGCUCAGGCCCUGCGGGUGCAGGAUGUGAUGAGGAGCAGCUUCGCCGAGUUCCCCCUGCGCAGGGACGCCCCGGUGCAGCAGCGCCGGGUGGCCGAGCUGCGGGCAGCGCUGGCGGCGCUGGGGGAGCCGGAUCUGGGGGGGCCCCUCGAAGACUUGCCCCUCUAUCACCGUGCGGCCACCGGGCUGCGGCGCGCCCGGGCGGUGCUGACGCGGCGUUUGGCUGAGUCCCCUGCAGGGCUGCGGGUUCUGGCACCCGGGCGGGUGGUCGUGGUCUGCACCCCCCGGCACCGCAACGCCCUGGGCCUCAUCCUCCAGGUGACCUCCGAGGGCCCCUCCCGCACCUUCACUACACUGGUGCUGAGUGAUCAGCCCCCUGAGGGGGGGGGCACAGCUACUGACCCCCCCUUGCCCCCUGAUGUCCCCUACCCUGAGGAUCUGCUGCUUACCCACCUCUUCCUGCCUGAGGGUCCCUGUGGUUACAUGCUGGAGAAGCUGCAGCCCGGGGACAUCGGGGGGGUGACAACAAAGACUCUGAGGGUGAACCCUGAAAAACUGCUGCAGGAGCUGAGCCCCCCACCCGGCUCCCGUGCCAGGGUACCCUCCAUCCCAUUAGUGGGGGCAGCGCUGCAGGAGCUGGCCCGGCUGGCAGGGGGAGUGGGGGGGGUCCCUCUCUUGGAGCCCCCUCUGAGGGACCCCCCCUCCCUGGAGGCAGCCACCACCACCCGGACCCUUGCCGCCUCCCUCAGCUCCUUCCAGUGUGUCCACAGCCCCCGCUUCCCCCAGCAGUAUUCCCAGUUCGCUGCCCGGCAGGAGCUGCUGGAGCAACUAGAGGAGCUUCAGUUCCAGCUCUCAGACCAGUCGCUGUUGCUGCUGCCCGAGUACCAGCAGCGCCUGGAGGUGCUGCGGGCUCUGGGCUACGUGGAGCGGGGGGACACGGUGGCCCUGGGGGGCCGGGUGGCCUCCCUGCUCAGCUGCCACCAGCUGCUCCUGACUGAGCUGCUCCUGGGUAACGUCCUGGCCCCCCUGAACCCUCAGGAGGCUGCAGCCCUGCUGGGCUGCCUGGGGGGGGGCCCAGGCCGGGGGGGAGCCCCCGAGAACCUCACCCCGCCCCUGCAGCAGGCCCUGCAGCAGCUGCUGGCCCUGGCCCAGCGCCUGGCACAGCUCCAGCAGAAGUUUGGGAUCCCCGAGAGCCCUGAGGAGCCACUAGACUGCAGCCUUGUCCCGGUGGUCUACGAGUGGGCCCGAGGGAUGCCCUUUGCAGACAUCGUGCUCCUGGCGGGGGUGCAGGAGGGGUCCCUGGUCCGGGCCAUCCAGCGGCUGGAGGAGAUGCUGCGGGAGCUGCGCGGGGCGGCGCGGCUGCUGGGGGAGCCAGCGCUGGCGGCCAAGCUGGAGAGCGCCUCGUCCAGCAUCCGCAGGGACAUUGUCUUCGCCGCCAGUCUCUACACUCAAUAAAAGCCCCAAGCCCCCUG
Messenger RNA from Apus apus (common swift), 3754 nucleotides. It is a transcript of the gene SKIC2, whose product is annotated as SKI2 subunit of superkiller complex. The record is from RefSeq and is a predicted model, not a curated record. Gene Ontology annotation, molecular function: RNA helicase activity; RNA binding; ATP binding. Gene Ontology annotation, cellular component: Ski complex. The coding region runs from base 252 to 3737 and encodes 1161 amino acids. NCBI's taxonomy places the organism in Eukaryota, Metazoa, Chordata, Aves, Apodiformes, Apodidae. Gene Ontology annotation, biological process: nuclear-transcribed mRNA catabolic process, 3'-5' exonucleolytic nonsense-mediated decay. The transcript is spliced from 29 exons.